AUGUACAAAGGAGAAACGGGGAAUUUAAGGUGGCCAUUCCAACAACCUCUUCCAAUGCGGAUCAGAAAGAUAAACAUUUUACCAAGAGAUCCAGUUCUAUUGCAUAAAUUUAGAUUGAGGGAGAAUAGUGGAGGUGUUGGUUAUCAUAAAGGUGGUGGAGGACUCAUUCGAGAGAUACAAUUCAAAUGCCCUGUAGUUGUUAUCCUUUCAGAGGCGUGUACAUACCCCGAGGGGAUUGAAGAGAGGAAAAGAUGGCGCUCGAGAUCUGAUAAAUUUGAAGUAGCCUGCCUUCAAUUUUCAACAUAUCAUUAA
Fraxinus pennsylvanica is the source of this 312-nucleotide messenger RNA. Lineage: Eukaryota; Viridiplantae; Streptophyta; Magnoliopsida; Lamiales; Oleaceae. The record is from the annotation of a GenBank genome assembly.